Coniophora puteana RWD-64-598 SS2 is the source of this 2460-nucleotide messenger RNA. RefSeq names its product glycosyltransferase family 2 protein. The transcript is spliced from 7 exons. NCBI's taxonomy places the organism in Eukaryota, Fungi, Basidiomycota, Agaricomycetes, Boletales, Coniophoraceae. The record is from RefSeq and is a predicted model, not a curated record. Bases 277 to 1902 code for a protein of 541 amino acids.
GCGUUCAGUGUGUUCCGUGAUUGGUUUCGAUUCUGUUUUGCGCGCUUCGACCCUUCUCGUUCAUUGUCCAUUAUUAUUGCACACGGGUCUGCACUCCUAAGUGCGUCACUCAUUCCAUUCCUUUUCAAAUUCGUGUGGUGGUGCUGUCUCAAACGCGGCUGGUCUGGUCUGGUUUCUGAGGUCGACUCCGCCCUCUUGUCCUCCCCUUUCACUUGACUCUUGACUUGACGCUUGUGACGACUCUUGACGAACCGGGCGUGGUAGGAGGUGGCCAGCAUGCUCUACCUCACCUCGGACAACUUUCCUAUCUUCGUACCAUUUGGUGUCAUCGGGUUCUACCGCUACCUAUGGUACAUCAUCCGCAUCAUCGCCUCCUUCACCUACCAGCCCGUACCGCUCCCGGAGAACCCGACGUACGUCGCGUCGGAAGACGUCACCAUCAUCGUGCCGACCAUCGACGCGGGCGACGAGUUCAAGGAGGCCGCGCACUCGUGGCUCAAGGGCAGCCCGAAAGAGAUCCUCAUCAUCACCGAGGACAAGAUGCGCGCUCCCCUCCAAGCGCUCGCGGACUCGGUCGACCCCGCCAAGAUCCGCGUGCUCACCGUCCCGUUCGCGAACAAGCGGCUGCAGAUGGCGCACGGCAUCAAGCACGCGAACACGGACAUCAUCGUGUUCGCGGACGACGACGCGCUCUGGCCGCCGACGAUGCUGCCCUACAUUCUCGCGUGCUUCGAGGACCAGAAGGUCGGCGGCGUCGGCACGUCGCAGCGCGUGCAGCCGACCGGGAAGCGCAUGACGGUGUGGGAGGUCCUCGCUGCGUUCCGCCUCACGAUCCGCAACAUCGAGAUCGCGAGCUCGACGCACAUCGACGGCGGGAUUCCGUGUUUGUCGGGCCGCACGGCCGCGUACCGCACGGUCAUUCUCAAGGACCCCGAGUUUAUACAUGGCUUCACGCAUGAUUAUUGGCUGGGGAAGUAUCAGCUCAACUCCGGGGACGACAAGUUCCUGACGAGGUGGAUGGUCAGCCACGGGUGGAGCACGUACGUGCAGUGCUGCAAGGAGGCGGAGCUGCUGAGCACGAUGAAGCCGAAUUGGCGGUUUUUGAAGCAGGUGCUGAGGUGGACGCGGAAUACGUGGCGUUCGGAUCUGCGCUCGCUGUUCAUGGAGAGGCAUAUCUGGACGGCGCAUCCGUAUGUUGCGUAUACGAUGGUCGACAAACUGUUUAACCCGUUUACGCUCCUCGUCGGCCCCUGCCUCGUCUCCUAUCUCGUGUACAAGAGUACAGUUUCCGUUGCAGAAGGCGGAUACCAUCUCCCCUGGUGGAAUGUCAUCGUCUCGUACUUUGUCUGGCUUAUGGCCACACGAACAGCCAAACUCCUCCCGCACCUCUGGCACACACCCGAACACAUCAUAUACGUACCCGCGUUCAUCCUCUUCGGGUACUACUUCUCGAUCAUGAAAAUAUACGCGCUCCUCACGCUGCACGAAACCGGCUGGGGCACCCGCGCAGGCAUCGGCGACCCCACGCUCGCUACCGAAGCCGCCGCGCGCGCACCGUCAGACUCCCUAGGCAGCUCUCCGCCUCCCAGCGCCGGCUCGUCGUCGUCCUCCUCGGGGCCGCGCGCGUACACGAGCGCGCUCGAGAAGGGCGGCAGCCCGUAUAAUGCCGGCAACCCGUUCCAUGGCGGCACCUCGUUCAACGCGCAUGCGCCUGGCUUGAACAUUCCCACGGCGCGCACGGCGUAUCCUGACUCGGGGAUGACGCCGAGUCCGUCGUCGGGCGCGGCGUUCUUCCCUGCGAAUAGCAGCUCGAGUGAACAUGGACAUGGGAGUGGGAGUGGGAGUGGGUAUGGGCACGGGCACCACCAGGGGCGUCCCGUCGAGCUGCGAUCUAUGCGGUAACUCUGGUUUCCCAACCGUGUUGUUUCUCGCGUUCCGUUUGAUCCUCGACAAUGACCUUGUCCCCGCUUGACAUUGAAACUGUUCCUGCUGUGUUGUUCUUAUUCUAUGUAUCGCCACGUGUGCUUGACUCUCUCCCUCUCGAAUACCCCUGUCGCCUGGACCGACGCUAGUCUAUACUGAUACCAUCCGCUUCUUUUCUGCGCUACCUCUCAUUGAUUCAUCCCUCGCAUGCGUCCCCCUUAUCGCUUUCCAUCUGCACCUGUACGCAUGGUCCCGCCCCGUCCUCCUCUUUCCUAUCACCCGCCUCGUUAUAUCUCCUUAUCUCAGCCCACCCUGGCCACGCUUCCGUGGGCGUACCACCGACAUUCUCUUGCGCGUCAGAAGAUUUUCAGAGUAAAUGUGUUUCCGCCACGUCAUAAUCGGAUUAUAUAUUGCAUCGUUAUCGCAUGUUGUAGCUCUUUACACUCUGCUUGCCUGCCUGUCUAUCUAUCUAUCUAUCUAUAGAGUAUUUGACUCUCCCUCGGUUUCUUUCUCUCGAGCUUGCCUCAGACUUUUAUA